Molecule: messenger RNA, 1314 nt
Organism: Capsicum annuum
Lineage: Eukaryota; Viridiplantae; Streptophyta; Magnoliopsida; Solanales; Solanaceae
Product: protein VAPYRIN-LIKE-like
Exons: 4
Coding region: 1-1314 (437 amino acids)
Molecular function (GO): protein binding
Source: RefSeq, a predicted model, not a curated record
AUGGCUUCAUUCAAUGAUCUUUAUGGUAGGAGGCGUAGGUCUCCUAUUGGGUGGCUUGAAGUCAAUGAAACUAAGUUGUUUUGUCUUGAUUUGGUUCACCAAGCUAUGGAGAAGGUAAAGAUUAUUGUUGGAGUCCUCUUUUGGCUAUCGUCGGAGGCAUAUUCCGACUUAGGUUGUUCUUUGGAUAUUAGAGGCUUUGUGGAUUACUGUGGAUUGGGAUUGUUGUUGGAAAUCUUAGUUUCCUUUGAGCCAUUUGUUAUCGUACUCAUGUCUAUUUGGAUUGCUUUCGUUGUCAUAAGUGGACGUCAUGUCUUCAAAGAUGCCAAGUUUCCCAUUUCCCUUGUUGGUCCACAAGUUGUGGAGUUUCUUCUUUCAUCCAAGACUUUAUUGGAUGUCAGUUUACUUCUUCCAAAAGCCUUGUCAUUGUCUGAUGCUUGUCAGCUUGAUUCAUUGCUUAAAUCUGCUGCCAAGAAUGGAAAUUCCCACUGUAUUUCAGCUCUGAUUGAGGCUGGUGCUAAUGUUAAUAGAAGGGACUCUGAUGGGGGCUCCGUUAUGUCACUGGCUGUGAAAUCUGGAAAUCUUGAUUCUGUUCAGGUGCUGAUUGAGUCUGGUUAUACUAUUGACAAUUCUGCUGAUAAGUUUCUGCAUUAUGCAGCUGCUAUGGACCGCGUGGACUUGAUGGAAAUUCUUUUUUUGGGUUAUGCUGAUAUAGAUUUGAACUCGAUUGAUUCACAAGGUAGAACUGCUCUUCACAUGGCAGCAAUUCACGGGCAUGUUGAAGUGCUUCAGUUUCUUGUUACAAUAGGGAGUGAUUCUGACAUUUCAGACUCUCAAGGUUGGACUGCCUUGCAUUUUGCUGCUCACCAAGGCCAUGUUGAAUCAGGAAGACAGCCUAUGAGCUUGCUACCGAUAAGGGCCCACUCCCAAUUGUAUGAUCAUUUACAAUUGGGAGAUACUUUGCAUAGGGCUGCAAGAAAAGGGGAAGUUGCUGAUAUCAAGAAAUGCAUCGCGGAAGGGGCAAAUUUGAACGGUAAGGAUCAGAAUGGCUGGACUCCUUUGCAUAGAGCAGUUUUUAAGGGUAAAAUUGAAGCGGUAAAGGUAUUGGUAAAGCAUGGAGCUAAGCUUGAUGUUGUGGAUUAUUGUGGAUACAUGCCGCUUCAUCUUGCUCUUGAGGCUGGACAAAAGGAUGUAGCGACAUAUUUGGUUGCUCAAGGUGCUAAGGCCAAUUUGAAGAGCUUCAAAACUAAGGAAGCAGUUUCUUGUGAUUUGGAUAAUCAUCAUUCACAUCUACAUACUUACAACUUUGUAUACUGA